This is a messenger RNA of Dacryopinax primogenitus, 843 nucleotides long. RefSeq lists its product as uncharacterized. The coding region runs from base 1 to 843 and encodes 280 amino acids. The record is from RefSeq and is a predicted model, not a curated record. The transcript has 5 exons. NCBI's taxonomy places the organism in Eukaryota, Fungi, Basidiomycota, Dacrymycetes, Dacrymycetales, Dacrymycetaceae.
AUGUCUGCACCAGGGCCAACUCUUCCCCCAACGCCGCCGAUGCCUAUUGACGAGUUACCUGCCAUGCCUAACCCGGUCCCACCGGUACCGGAAGAAGUCUCCGUGGCAAGUACGUCAACCGCGCCUGCCGCGGCGCUCGCUGCCAUCGGAGGCGACCAAAAACGUCCCAGUCCGUACAGGCAGGUGUUCCCGGAUCUCGUACAGGCCUACAGGAGAAGAGGAUACCAGGAUGUUGUGAGACUUGCUGAGGAGACUGAAAUUUCGUAUCCGACCAUGAAGGAACGCCCCACGCGUGUGUUGAUCACAAUACCCCUCGUGCUUUCUUAUCUAUUCCUCAACGACCUCCCAUCUGCAUACUGGGCGCUUGAAAGACUGCCAAAAGUGCUGCAUACAUUUGGGCCGAUCAGAGCAUUAGGAGAGCUACUAUCAGCCAUUGCGAGCCGAAACUACGCACAAAUCCCAUUGGAUGCGCGGAAUCUCAUUUCUGUCACCACCGGAUCAUUACAGGGCGAAGACGAGCUUGACUUGGCAAUUAGACCCCUUGUAGAAGAGUUCAUUCGCACCUAUCAAACGCAUCUAAUAAUUGUCCUUGGUCAAGCAUAUGCCUCCCUAAGUAUGGCGGACGCUGCCGUAUACCUCGGCAAAGCCCACCCGGACGCAAAUCCAGCUUUCACCGCCGUGGGUUGGAAGUUCGACGAAGCUACCUCGUGCCUUACUCCCACCCCUACUAUGACCCAAUCCAACGGUGUUAUCUCCGUGCUCGCCCCAUCCGCAGCCCCCUCCACCCUCAUGGACUUCGUCGGCAUUGCAAGCGGCGCAUCGCGGUUGGAGAGCGCUAUCUGA